This is a messenger RNA of Moneuplotes crassus, 3070 nucleotides long. Lineage: Eukaryota; Ciliophora; Spirotrichea; Euplotida; Euplotidae. The record is from the annotation of a GenBank genome assembly.
AUUAUGGAAGAUCAGUUCCCAGGCCUUUAUGCUGACAUUGAUUACAAAAUGCAAAAAGAGGCGGACCAACCAUUACCUAAAUUACUCAUGAAUGAGAAGGAAAAAACUAAAUUAGAAAGCUACGGGGUGUCCCCUAAAGUUUCUGAUGGAGCCAGGAACUCCAUCCGGACUAAGAUCGCUCCUCCUAAUGAAGUAUUUGGAAUGAAUAAGACCGCUAAGCAUGGCGAGUUCAUUAAGAUUAGUACUAAUACAGAAGAUUUUCAGAACCUUAAGCAGAGUAAUACCUAUCAGAAUUCUAUGAACCAUAUGAGAAGAGUCAGGCAUAAUAGAGGAGGGUCAAUGUCAAAAUCAAAACUUGGAAGAACUGCUAACGUUGCUAAGAGAAGUUUGUUAAAUCCUAACAAUCUAUUUCUACGCCAACAGCCAAUAGAGGAGCCUGAGUUUGUAAAAGAUCCUAUCAACAAGUUCAUGAAAAAGCCUUUUCUUGAAAAUCUCCCUUUGAAUCAGAAGAAUUUCUAUUCAAACAAGAAAGGAUUCAUAAACCUGUUUGAAGACGUGACUAAAAUCAAUCUAGUUUUCAAUGAGAUUAUCUCUACUGUUCUCUGAUUCAGGCCCAAGCUAGCUCAGACUCUAAGUAAUCUAAACUUGUCUUACAACAAGUUGUACGAGAGACUUCUAGACCAGAACCAUAAGUCUGAGCUUGAAAAGGACAAAGAAGUCAGGAAUCGGUUAGAAGUCUCUGAACAGGAAGUACAAAAACUUGAAUUUGAGAAUGUCAAACUGACCAAACAAAUCCAUGAGUAUAAGCUUCUUCUCCAGAAAUAACGAAUCCAACCUUAAAGUAGCAGAGCUAGUCGAGGAUGAACUCAAGUCUCAGAUUGAGUGUCUCAAGACAUGUAACAAAGAAAUGAUAGACUUUGAAAAAGCCACUGGUGGAAGUGCAGCCAAACAAGAAGAUAAUAAGAAAGACGAUGACAAGAAAGUCAACCUCUUUGAAGAUACUGAGGUGCAGUUUGGAAAAAUCGAAAAAGAUAUGGGCAGUACUCAGAAUGUCAUCUCUGAGCUGGAACGGGAGCAGUACAAAAAGAACUCUAUUCUUCUUAAUAUGGAUAAGUUGUUAAAGCAAGUCCUCCAACAUUCAAAGCAAGAUAAGGGGAUUCAAGUUAAUGAAGCUAACUUACAGUGGACUCCAAAAGAUAUGCUUAGUAGUGUGCUUUCUCCUCCCUUGGAAAAGACUCAGAAAAGACAAGAUGAUGACCAGAAAGAUGGAGAGGAGGCCCAAGAUCAGCCUAAAGAAGAAAAUAAGGAAGGAGAGCAAAAUGAAGGAGAAGGUAAGGAAUCAAAAGAUGCUGAAUCUCAAAAAGACAAUGAGAAAUACAAAGACAACUAUAAAUAUGAAGCUCCAACUGCUAAUAUGACUAUGUCCGAGCAGGUGACUGAACUUAAGGAGGAAGAGAAGAAGAUCAAUAAGGAAUUAGGCUUGAAUCUUGACUCUCAACCUAAAAAUAUGAAAUCAAACAGAGUCGUAGACAUUGCUGCUCUUAAGCAGAUGGCUCUUGAAUUGACCGAGCAAUGGAACAUUCCUUCAUUUAUUAUUGCUUUUAUCUCAAAUUCACUUGACACAGAAGAAAAGGGACGUGUGGUCCCUUGGCCUCACUUUAAAAAGAGACUUUAUGAAAUCUAUGAUGAAAGAAUAGCUUUCUCGGAUGAGAUAAAUGGUGCAGUAAAUACAAAUUAUCUUGCACUUGAAGAGUACAUAAUCCUGCAUUUCAUCAGGAAAUACAAAUUACGGAGAUUAGCAGAAGUAAAACUAAUCGAGUUCAUCUCAAGUCUCAAGUACUACACAAAAAUUUGGCCAAGAGCCAAAGUAUUUGCGAAGUUAUCAGGAAUGCUCCAAUAUUCAGAACCAGUAGAGACAGAUGCUAAUUCGCAUUCUUGUGACAUAUACAUGCAGGAAUUCUUCUACUUUGCGUACUCAUGCUUCAAGGAGUUCAGAGAAACUGAUGAUGGACUUACUCUGAUCAAAUGAGACCUUGAGGAAGAGCUCACUCCAAAGGUGCUUUUCUGGAUGGGAGAAAACGACCUCAAGAAAUGGUACCACAAAAUUAGAAAGCAUGUCAAAAGACUUCCUGAAGAAGUUGAUAAGUUUGAAAUGAGACAUCCCAGUCAACCACCAAUCGAAAUUGAGUACGUCGAUGUUGACCAAGUCCUAAAUGGCUACUUGGAUGAAUACAUGACUAAGAAACAGAAGAACCAGAAAGUAUUAACAAAACAUUUUGUGAAAUUUUUCCAAGAACAAGAAGGGAUUUUCAAUAGUGAUGAAAUUAUAUCAGUCUGCUCAAAUCUAACUCCUGAGACAAACCCUGUCUCAAAAUAUGUAUCGUAUCCAGGGGAGAUCACUUUCCUGAGGUCUUUCUUGUUUGCUUUGACUUCUCAGUCUAACUCAUUCGAUAUCUCGAACAAGACAUUCUUGAAGGGCUGUAGCAGGUUCGGAGUUGAUUCUCCAUAUCCAAUUAUUUCAAAGAAGAUAUUCAUGUACUCAGGAGGUAUAAACUCUCUUGUUGAAGUCAUUGAGGAGGACACUAAGACACCUAUUGAGAGGCAGCCAACCAAUGCCAUUGGAGCAAGCAAAGUUGUUGCGAAGCAGAAAAGUGACAAAUCAAAUAUAGUGGUAGGCCUUCAAAAUAUGAAAAUGCUUGAUUCUAAACGGCCACUUUCUAAAGGUGUUAAGCAAGGACCGAAAUCCAAAACUUCUUCUAUUCAAUUUGGGUAUGCUAGUGGAAGUCAAAAAGACAGUAGUAAUUCUGUCUUGGCUAUUCAAAACCCAGGAGGAGUUCCUAAUAAGAACAUAAAAGUUGUUGUGCCUAGUUUUGGAACAUGCAGUGCUCUCUUCUCUCAGCAUUUCAGCAUUCUAAGAGAGCUUAAGAAGAAAAUCGAAAAAUACAAGAACAUGUUUGCGGAACAAAAGGACGAGGAAAACUCAUGGAAUUGUCUUGAGAACGUUAUGAAGGUACUAGACACAGCUUUAGCCUUCCUGAAUUUCCCCAUUCAAACUUCAUCUGAAAGCUAA